Molecule: messenger RNA, 907 nt
Organism: Sesamum indicum (sesame)
Lineage: Eukaryota; Viridiplantae; Streptophyta; Magnoliopsida; Lamiales; Pedaliaceae
Product: nudix hydrolase 17, mitochondrial
Cellular component (GO): cytoplasm; nucleus
Molecular function (GO): pyrophosphatase activity
Source: RefSeq, a predicted model, not a curated record
ACUGCCCUUCUCUUUCAAAACCAUGUAAUUGUUUAUAACUUCAAUUCUGCACACAAAAACGCCCACCUUUUUUUGCCUUACCCCUUCAUUCUUUUCUUAUCCACUAUAAUUAAAAUUCUCACUCAGACAACAGGGAGAUAGGCUAUAUAACCACCGCUCCUUCCCUUCAUUUUCCAACACACACACACAGACACAGUAGAAAGUGUGGAAGAGAGCUAUCUAGCAAGGAGAAGAUGGUAUGUAUGGUUGCUCGGACAGGGAGGCAUCUGCAGAGGUACAACCAAGAUCAUCGGCUCGUCGUUGGAUGCAUUCCAUAUAGGUACAAGAAUGGGAAGAAGGGGUGCAGCCCGGAAGAUCAUCAUGAGCUGGAAGUUCUUGUCAUCAGUUCAAAAAAGAGUGAUGCAAUGAUGUUUCCCAAGGGGGGUUGGGAAGUUGAUGAAUCUGUGGAAGAAGCUGCUUCUCGCGAGUCGUUAGAGGAAGCUGGGGUUCUUGGAAAUGUUGAGUGUGAACUAGGAAGAUGGAUAUUCAAGAGCAAGAGCCGUGAGCUGUACCACCAAGGUUUCAUGUUUCCUUUGCUUGUCACACAGCAACUUGAUCUCUGGCCAGAAAAAGCUGCCCGCAAAAGAGAAUGGAUGAGUGUGGAUGAAGCAAGAGAGGCUUGCGGGCAGUGGUGGAUGAAAGAAGCCUUGGACAUCUUGGUAGACAGACUUAGAUCUUCACCCCUUAAACAGGAAAACCAUGUUCAAUCCAUGUAGAGAUGCAUUAAACAUUCAAAUAUUCUCUUUUUCUUUUUCUUUUUCUUUUUUCUGUAAAGAAUUUAUAAUUCUGUUUAGUAGAAGUCCAUGGAUCUCCUCAACAUUAGGGACGAUCAAAGGGCUUCAAAUAUACAUUGAUUAACGCUCCCACA